Molecule: messenger RNA, 399 nt
Organism: Dissoconium aciculare CBS 342.82
Lineage: Eukaryota; Fungi; Ascomycota; Dothideomycetes; Mycosphaerellales; Dissoconiaceae
Exons: 3
Coding region: 1-399 (132 amino acids)
Source: RefSeq, a predicted model, not a curated record
AUGCCUGUCUCAGACGAGCAGUUCUUGCUCAGCUGCCUGAACAAUAUCGAUGGAAAGUUCAAUUUUGCUCAGAUCGGCGUGGAAUGUGGCAUGAGCGCAGCCACAGGAGCCGUCCAGAUACGUCUUCGUCGCCUGAAGGCGAAAUACGCCAAAAGCCUCACGGGUGCACCAAAAGAGAAAGACAAGGGUGUGGCGCCAAAUGACAGCCAGGAAGAAGCACCCGACGACACACCAGCAAAGGUAUCCCAGGGCUCAGCCAGACAGGCUAAGAAGCGCAAAGUCAAGCUGGAAACAGCGGAGGAAGAUCAUUGGCCUUCUUUUGAAAGUUCCCCAGGGGUGAGAAGACAUGAAGAUGCUUCAAGUUUGCGAUCUAUGAAUGAUCAACCAGCUCAGGCCUGA